GCAACUGCAAUGAAGCUUCUUAUUUGUACUAUAUUUAAGGUGGAUCUUACUCAGAUUGUAAAGUUAACCAAGUCUUAAUACUAAAUCUCUUUCUGUAACUCACGGAAAGAGAUUUUUCGUAGUAGAAAUAUGAUGAGAGGACUACAAUUAAUACAAUUAAUUCUGGUCUGUUUGAGUAUAUUUGUGAAAGCAGAAGAUCCUUACAAAUUCUUUACAUGGACCGUUACUUAUGGAAAACUUGCUCCCCUUGGUGUUUCUCAACAGGUGAUUCUUAUCAAUGGACAAUUUCCUGGUCCAACACUAGAUGUUGUCACCAAUGAUAACUUGAUCAUCAAUGUUAUUAACAAGCUAGAUGAGCCCUUUCUCUUAACCUGGAAUGGUAUUAAGCAAAGAAAGAACUCAUGGCAAGAUGGAGUUUUGGGUACAAAUUGCCCAAUUCUUCCAAAAUCAAACUACACAUACAAAAUGCAAACCAAAGAUCAAAUCGGGACUUACUCAUAUUUCCCAUCUACUGCAUUUCAUAAAGCGGCCGGUGGUUUUGGAGGCAUUAACGUUUAUGCCAGACCAAGAAUUCCUGUUCCAUAUGCUUUGCCUACUGCAGAUUUCACUCUACUUAUCGGUGACUGGUACCGCACCAACCAUAAGGUGCUAAGAAAAUGGAUGGACUCGGGUAAAGCACUUGCUUCACCAGAUGGUCUUCUCUUAAAUGGACGACAGACCAAUUCAUUCUUCAGCGGUGAUCGAGGAAAAACUUACAUGUUUAGGAUCACAAAUAUUGGGCUAUCAACCUCCAUCAAUUUCCGAAUUCAGAGUCAUAAAAUGAAGUUGGUUGAAUGUGAAGGAGCUCAUACAAUUCAGAGCUUUUAUGAUUCCCUAGACAUACAUGUUGGUCAAUCUGUUUCUGUUCUAGUAACCUUCGAUCAACCACCCAAAGACUACCAUAUCGUUGCUUCCACCCGAUUCGCGCCAGUCAAUUUUACCACAACUUCGGUGUUGCGUUAUAAAAAUUCUAAACCUGGUGUUUCUGGGCCAUUGCCAAGGGCUCCUGCUUUACUAACACACUGGUCCAUGAAGCAAGCUAGAACAUUCAGGCGGAACUUAACAGCAAAUGCAGCAAGGCCAAAUCCUCAAGGGUCAUAUCAUUACGGACAGAUAAAAAUUUCAAGAAGAAUCAUUUUAAGCAACUCAGCUCCCAUGAUAAAUAGGAAGCAGCGCUAUGCAGUUAACGGGUUUUCGUACAUUAACCCCCAAACCCCUUUGAAGCUUGCUGAUUAUUUCAACAUCACUGGAGUUUUCACUACAGGCGCCAUCGAAAAGGGAACCAAGCGUCCUACCUUAGCCACUUCUGUCUUGAAAGGUUCCCUCCAUGAAUUUGUUGAAAUUGUUUUCCAAAAUAAUGAAAAUGAAAUUCAGUCUUGGCAUGUCGACGGAAGUGAUUACUGGGUUGUCGGUUUCGGUACUAUGCCAUGGAAUGCGGGCAAACCAAAAACCUACAAUCUAGUCGAUGCUGUCACCAGGCACACCGUUCAGGUAUACCCAAAGUCAUGGACUGCCAUAUUGAUGUCAGUGGAGAACCAAGGCAUGUGGAAUAUAAGAUCUGCAAACUGGGCAAGGCAGUAUUUAGGUCAGCAAUUUUAUUUCCGUGUCUGGACAGAGGUACAAAGCUUCAGAAACGAAUAUGACAUUCCUCAAAAUGCUCUGCUAUGUGGUAAAGCCGCUGGACGGAAAAUUAAACCUCGUCAAGCAUAGUCCGGUAAUCAGAUAAUUUCAUGUAGGGAAUUCUUUUGUAUUUUCGGCCACGAGGGUGUGACCAAUGAUAAUGAAGUUCAAUUGUUCAAAGAUAAUAAGCUAAAGAGUCUUUCUCAAUUCGAGAAAAUGCUUUUUUUUUUUCCUUUUCUUCCGUAAACGCAAUAUUGAUUA
Molecule: messenger RNA, 1920 nt
Organism: Papaver somniferum (opium poppy)
Lineage: Eukaryota; Viridiplantae; Streptophyta; Magnoliopsida; Ranunculales; Papaveraceae
Product: L-ascorbate oxidase homolog
Exons: 8
Coding region: 130-1749 (539 amino acids)
Molecular function (GO): oxidoreductase activity; copper ion binding
Source: RefSeq, a predicted model, not a curated record